This is a messenger RNA of Phragmites australis (common reed), 2722 nucleotides long. RefSeq names its product putative disease resistance protein RGA3. The record is from RefSeq and is a predicted model, not a curated record. The transcript has 3 exons. Bases 180 to 2582 code for a protein of 800 amino acids. Lineage: Eukaryota; Viridiplantae; Streptophyta; Magnoliopsida; Poales; Poaceae.
AACCACAGAUCUGCCUGCCAUUUUCUCCACCACAGAUCUGUGCAAGUGCAACCCGGCUCCCCCACACUUCUCCGCCACACUUCGUCCACCUCCGCCGCGCGCUCCGACUCCGGUGUUGACCGCGGCAGGGGCCUCCCCUUGUCAUUAUUAAUUAUCCUCAGAUAUCUUCGUGAGGAUCCAUGGAGAUCGCCAUCGGCGCUGCGCGCUGGGUGGUGGGCAGGGCGCUGAGCCCCGUGACGGACGGCCUGCUGGAGUCAUGGGCGGCUAGCUCUGAGCUUGGCCCCAACGUCCGCGCACUCAAGCUGGAGCUGCUCUACGCGCAAGGGAUGCUUAACAAUGCCCGCGGCCGGGACCUGAGCAACCCCGCGCUGGUGCAGCUGUUGCUGGAGCUCCGGCACCUUGCGUACAACGCCGACGACGUGCUGGACGAGCUGGAGUACUUCCGCAUCCAGGACGACCUGGACGGAACGUACGAGACCACGGACGCCGCCGACGACCGGGGUCUCGUCGUCGGAAUCAUCUUGAACGCUCGCCACACAGCCAGGGCCGUUGCGAGAAAGCUCAAGUUUUCCUCAUGCUCGUGUGCUUUCGCGAGCCGUGAUGAUCGUGACGAGGAGCAAGAAGAUGCAAAGCAAGGAUGUCUCUCGAGUUAUUGCUCAUGUGGUGGGCGAAAAGAUCGUGACAGCACAUCACCACCACCACCACCGCCGUCCAACAAUGGCGACCUGGAGGUCCACAUCGGAUGCAUGGCUCAGGUUAUUUCAAGUGCUCAUAACAGCGCCCGUGCUGUCGGUCUAGGGUUACUAGAUACCAGGGAUCAAAACAAGAGAACUGAAGAUAUUGGAGAAGAUUAUUUAAAUGAUUUGGUCGAUUAUGGAUUCUUCCAAAAGAAUUUCAAAGAGGAUUCACAUCCUUAUUAUUUGAUCCACGACCUACUACACGAGUUAGCGGUAAAUGUUUCAUCAUAUGAAUGCCUUGUCAUACAUGGUUCUAACGUGAGGUCAUUACAAAUUCCUGCAUCUAUACGCCAUUUGUCUAUCAUUAUUGAUAAUGAAGAUGUCAAGGAUAGAGUAGCAUUUGAAAAUUAUAAGAUGGAAUUGAGUAUAUUAGGUAGACGAUUGAGAACUGAAAACCUACGUACUUUGAUGUUGUUUGGGAAACACCAUGGAAGCUUUUCCAAGAGUUUUGGUGAAUUGUUUAGUGAAGCAAAAUCCCUUCGUACUAUAUUUUUGUCUGGAGCAUCUUAUAAUGUGGAGGAUAUAUUGCAUAACUUUUCACAACUUGUCCAUCUUCGCUACUUAAGGAUCAAGGGUUCUAAAUUCACUGUGAAAAGUCAACCCAGCGGUAUCUCAAGAUGUUAUCACUUGUUGGUCCUAGAUUUACAACAAUGCAAAAAUCUUCAUGGUUCUCUAAGAGAGAUUCGCAACCUUGUGAAACUCCGUCAUUUUCUUGUCCCAAAUGAAGAGUUUCACUGUGAAAUUUUUGAGGUGGGAAAAUUAAAAACUUUUCAAGAGUUAAGGAAAUUUGAGAUCAAAAAAGAAAUGAGUGGCUUCGAACUGAAGCAGUUAGGGCAAUUGCUAGAGCUCCGAGGAUCGCUGGCAAUUUGUAAUCUUGAAAGGGUAGAAGCAAUAAAGGAAGCAGAUGAAGCAAAACUAGUACACAUGAACUACUUGCACAAGUUAACAUUACACUGGGAUAUUGGCCGAUCUAAUAAGGAUCCGAAACAAGAACAUGAUAUUCUUGAACGUCUUAAGCCACAAAGUGAGCUUCGAGAGCUCUGCAUCAGAGGGCAUGGAGGUUCUACUUGCCCAACUUGGCUAGGUAUGGACCUUUCCAUUAAAAAUUUGGAACAUCUAUGCCUAGAUGGUGUAGCGUGGAAUAGUCUUCCAGCUCUAGGGGAGUUGUGGAUGGUUAAUGAGCAUGGUGAAGAGUACAGAUGCAGUAUUAGAGACCAAAGUUUUUGUAAUUUGAAAAGGGUUGAGCUUGUUAACAUAGAAAGACUAAAGAAAUGGUGUGGAAAUGGGACUUCUCAUUUAUUCCCACUUCUAGAGGUACUCGUUGUUAGGGAUUGCCCUAACCUUAUAGAGUUGCCAUUUUCACAUGUUAAUGAGCAUGGUGAAGAGUACAUAUGCAGUAUUAGAGACCAAAGUUUUUGUAAUUUGAAAAGGGUUGAGCUUGUUAACAUAGAAAGACUAAAGAAAUGGUGUGGAAAUGGGACUUCUCAUUUAUUCCCACUUCUAGAGGUACUCAUUGUUAGGGAUUGCCCUAGCCUUAUAGAGUUGCCAUUUUCACAUUCUACUUGCCGUCAAGCAGAACAAGAGGAAAACAUGAGUAGGUUUCCCAAGCUACGGGAAAUAACUGUAUCAAAGUGCCCACAUCUAUUGUCACUGCCAGCUAUUCCUUGGACUGCUCUAUGCGAUGCUAAAAUAUCGCAAGUGGGUGCCGGUAUUGUGGACUUAUCUUACAUGAAACAUCAGCAAAGAAAAUCUAUCAAAAAAGAUGGGGGAGUGCCCUCCCAUGCCUCUAGAUCACAUGCAGAUGCUAGCAUCUCUGAAGACCCUUUUCAUAGGGAACUGUACUAAUGUCUUGUGGCCGGUUGAAAGUGAGAGCAAGGCACGAUAUCAGCUUCCAGUUGAGAACCUCUACAUCGAUGAAUGUGGUGCUAGUGGGAUAGAAUUGACACAGCUGAUGUCUUAUUUCCCUAACCUCUCAAUGCUGGAUC